Molecule: messenger RNA, 1005 nt
Organism: Lichtheimia ornata
Lineage: Eukaryota; Fungi; Mucoromycota; Mucoromycetes; Mucorales; Lichtheimiaceae
Exons: 8
Coding region: 1-1005 (334 amino acids)
Biological process (GO): cytoskeleton-dependent cytokinesis
Cellular component (GO): microtubule cytoskeleton; septin ring; septin complex
Molecular function (GO): GTP binding; GTPase activity; molecular adaptor activity
Source: RefSeq, a predicted model, not a curated record
AUGGCUACCACUGCCACUACUACGUCUCCCGAUGCAAACAAGACUACUUUGAAUGGCUAUGUUGGUUUCGACACCAUCACCCAGCAGAUUGAAAAGAAACUACUCAAACGCGGAUUCCAAUUCAAUGUUAUGGUUGUUGGUCAGACGGGUCUCGGCAAGUCGACAUUGGUCAAUACCAUCUUCGCCUCGCAUCUCAUUGAUAGCAAGGGUCGUCUCGAAGCAGCAGAGCCUCCACGUCAAACCACAGAGAUUGAGCAAGUCUCUCACUUGAUUGAAGAACAUGGUGUGCGUUUGAGACUCAAUAUCGUCGAUACUCCCGGUUAUGGUGAUCAAGUCAAUAAUGAAAAUUGCUGGGAACCUAUUGUCAAAUACAUCAAGGAUCAACACUCAGCCUACUUGCGAAAGGAAUUGACAGCUCAACGUGAUCGUUACAUUACCGAUUCUCGUGUUCAUUGCUGCUUGUUCUUUAUUACACCAUCCGGUCAUUCGCUCAAGCCUAUUGACAUUGUGGUGCUGAAAAAGUUGUCAGAGGUUGUCAAUGUCGUUCCUGUGAUUGCCAAAUCGGAUUGUUUGACCAUGGAAGAACGUGAUGCCUUUAGACAGCGUAUCAAGGCUGAGUUGGCAUUCCAUGAUAUUCGACUUUAUCCUUAUGAGAGUGAAGAAGACGAUGAGCAGGAACAAUCGUUGAAUGAGUAUAUUCGCGAUUUGAUCCCGUUUGCCGUUGUGGGCUCGGAGCGUAACGUGGUUGUGGAUGGCAAGGCAGUACGUGGACGCAAGACACGAUGGGGUGUGAUUAACGUGGAGGACGAAAAUCAUUGCGAGUUUAUCCAUUUACGCAACUUUUUGACGAGAACUCAUUUGCAAGACUUGAUCGAGACCACAGCACAGAUUCAUUAUGAAGCUUUCCGUGCUAAACAAUUGUUGGCCAUCAAAGAAUCCACCCAACAACCAACAUCACCUGCAGCAACACCUGUACGAACCACUUCCAAUCCUUCUGCAGCAUAA